Andrographis paniculata is the source of this 1428-nucleotide messenger RNA. RefSeq names its product protein EI24 homolog. The transcript is spliced from 11 exons. Gene Ontology annotation, biological process: macroautophagy. The coding region runs from base 36 to 1169 and encodes 377 amino acids. Lineage: Eukaryota; Viridiplantae; Streptophyta; Magnoliopsida; Lamiales; Acanthaceae. Gene Ontology annotation, cellular component: endoplasmic reticulum. The record is from RefSeq and is a predicted model, not a curated record.
CGAAAACCGGCGAACGGCGGGCGGUUCGAAACCGAAUGGGAAGUCUAAAUCGAGAGAAUCUGCCCACAAGUCUUCCCAGGGGCCGAAAAAGAUCCAUCUUUGUUCUUGAUCCUCCUACUCAGGCUGCGAAUUUCUCGUCCAUGGAUGCCAAGGUCAGAAAUUUAAUGUGCAGUUCCAUUACUAAAUUAAAGCAGGUGCUGGUUCUAUGGCUGGAGGGUUUCCGAGAGGCUUGCUGUCUUCAUCGUGUCGUCAUCUAUUGUCUAAGGUCGAGAGAGCUUGCUGUCCGUACGGGACAGUGUUUUCUUUUGAACGGCUUCAUCUUCUUAGGAAGUAUCUUUGUUUUAAGAUCUGUUAUCAUUCCCACGUUGAAUUGGUUGUUGCCUGAUGGAUGCUCUUUUAUUAAUUCUCAAGAAUUGUGUUCAUUCGGGGCUAUUUUUAGAUUCUAUUCCUUCUUACGACUUGGACUGGUUCAACUCUUCUAUGUAUUCUGGUUCUACCCUAUGUACAUAUCCAGCUUCAUAAUCAGUACCCUGUGGUAUAAUGACAUCGCAAAGCAUGGGCUUUCUGCAACAGAGAAACGUGGGACUUCCGGUUCAGAAGCAUCUGGACAGAAAAACUUGUCCAUGUCAGAAAGUACGCCUAUUAGUGACAAGGGUACUGACAUCAGGGGUGCAAUGAUUGGUUUAGCCGAGCAAGUCUAUUCAGUUCUGUUGCUGAGCUUCUUCUUCGUAGAGGUCUAUGUGAUUGGUUUCGUCCCUUUCGUUGGAAAAGCACUCAACUUUUUGUUGCUCUCAUGGAUGUAUGCUUAUUAUUGUUUCGAGUAUAAAUGGAACUAUUCUGGUUUAAGUUUGGACAAAAGGCUGGAAUUUUUUGAGUCCAACUGGCCAUUUUUUGCUGGUUUUGGAAGCCCGUGCGUUCUCUCUGCAUUUUUCUUCUCACCUCUUGUUAGCUACGGAGUCAUGGCUAUAUUGUAUCCAUUAUUUGUUUUGACGGCUACAGGCUCGGAAGCAGACAAAGUCAUCGCUUCGUGGAGAAAUAAAUGGACAGGUGUCCGGUUAGGAAGGAUCCCAAUAUUUCUUUCUGCUGAUUUUUUAUCGAUGAAAGCACUUUCCUUCUUCCCUGUGGAAUCUCCUCGCCAACAAGAAGCUACCGAUCGGAAAGCCCUCUGAUCAUCUAAACCAUUAGAGUAUAUACGCGCCUCUGUUAUCGAUACAAGGUGCUUUGUCGAUGAUAUUUAUUGGUUUAGUUAGUGAAUUAUUUGGAUUGCACAGCAAAUUUCGAUGAAUUUCUGCAAAUUCUGGAGAUGCAGGGGGAGCUUUGAGGUUGUGUAUAUAUUGGUGGUGUUGGUGUUGGUGUUGUGUGCAUAACAAGUGGAACUUUUCUUAUUCUAUUUAUAAUUUAUGCCAUUUUUGGAAUCAAUAUUCUUUG